Molecule: messenger RNA, 989 nt
Organism: Ananas comosus (pineapple)
Lineage: Eukaryota; Viridiplantae; Streptophyta; Magnoliopsida; Poales; Bromeliaceae
Product: UPF0678 fatty acid-binding protein-like protein At1g79260
Exons: 4
Coding region: 181-672 (163 amino acids)
Source: RefSeq, a predicted model, not a curated record
AACUGCGUGCGACAUCUGCAAAGGAGACAGCGAUGAAUUCGGAGAUAAGAGUUCGCUGCAACGGCGGUCGUCCCGAUGCCCAUGGUAGAGCGACGGCUUCCUCCAUCAGCUGAAGCCUCGCAAGACUAGUAAACACCGGAGAGAGUCCGUCCGACAGUUUGAAGAAGCUGCCGGGAAAUCAUGGAAAGCGCAGGUGCAGAAUCCGCUUCUCUGCCGCUGCACCCGGCCCUCGUCCCCCUCUCCCACCUCUUGGGUCGCUGGCGAGGCGAGGGCGAGGGCGGCUUCCCCACCAUCAACUCCUUCCGCUACGGCGAGGAGCUCCUCUUCUCCCACUCCGGAAAGCCGGUGAUAGCGUACAGCCAGAAGACGUGGAAGCUGCCGUCGGGGGAGCCGAUGCACGCGGAGAGCGGCUACUGGCGCCCCAAACCCGACGGCUCCCUCGAAGUCGUCCUCGCGCAAAGCACCGGCAUCGUCGAGGUCCAGAAAGGCUCCUAUGAUGCUGCCAAUAAAAUUGUAACACUUCAAAGCGAGCUUGUUGGAAAUGCAUCAAAGGUGAAGGAAAUCACAAGAAAUUUUAAAGUGGUUGAUGGAGAACUAUCUUAUGUGGUUCAGAUGGCUACUACUAUGACAAGCCUGCAGCCGCAUCUCAAGGCCUUGCUCAGGAAGAUCUGAUUUAUCCUAUCGAAUUUACGGAUAAUGUUUUGUGUGAAAGAACACACACAUUUACCUGAAUAUCAGAUGGCCACAGUUUCUUAAUCCAAGAUUAUGAUCUUUUACUAGAAAGAAAAAUGUCUGAAGCAGUGCUGUAUUUUUUUUCUUUUUUUCUUUUUUUCUUACAUUUCCUAAUGGGAAUAUGCUGAUAAUAUUAUUGGUAAACUAAGUAUCAACCUUACCUGAACUGUAGCACAACAUGAAAUAGGUAGCUGAACUUUAAGGCUUUAUUUGUAAUGUUGCCAUUUUAUACUUUAAUAAAUGAAAAUUUUAUGUAA